AUGGACAAUCAGACUUUAAACGAAAACCUCAAGAUCUGCAUCAUUGGAGCUGGUAUUGGCGGUCUCACAUGUGCCAUCGCUUGCCGCCAACAAGGUCUGUCAGUGAAAGUGCUGGAGCAAGCCCCAGAGAUACUACCGAUCGGUGCUGGUAUUCAGAUUCCUCCAAAUGCGAGCAGAGUCCUCGAAAGUUUGGGAAUUCUCCCCUCAAUCCGACAUGUUGCCUGCGAGAUGAAGACCAUCAAGCUAAGACGGUACGAAAACGGAGCUCUGCUCACCUCGAAGCCUAUCAAACAUCAAACACCAUGGUUUGUUAUUCACCGAGCAGACUAUCACAAAAUCUUGUUGAACAGAGCCAAAGAACUCGGAGUGCACGUUUUGCUGGGAAGCAAGGUCGAUAGAAUCGAUUUCAACACCGGAGAAGCAUACCUUGACCAAGCUGUGGUAGUCAAGAGCGAUGUAAUUAUAGGAGCCGAUGGUCUAUGGUCAACGACAAGGGAGAGUAUGUUGGGCCGUAGCUCCGCACCAGUUGAGACUGGAGACCUAGCCUACAGGGCAACAUUCACUCGUGAGCAGCUAGAAGGAUUGGAUGAACCCAGAAUCACAGAACUGUGCAAUGAGCCCGGCGUCACCGCGUGGUUAGGGCCAGGAAAACACUGUGUACUAUACCAGGUUCAGGGAGGUGAACAGAUCAACAUGGUGUUGAUACGGCCGGAUGAUCUGGCUUCAGGCGUACGCACGGAGCAAGGUGAUAUUGGAGAAAUGAAGCAAACGUUUGAGGAUUGGGACGGAGUCUUGACCAAGAUUAUUAGCUGCAUUCCAACGGUGCUGAAGUGGAAGCUCAUGCACCAUGGCGAGCUAGAUCGUUGGGUAAAGGGAUGUGUGGCGUUAUUAGGUGAUGCCUGUCACCCGACCUUGCCCUAUCAAGCACAGGGAGCAGCAAUGGCCGUUGAAGAUGGUGCCAUUAUCGGACAGCUCCUGGGUAGAUUGAAUCAGAACUUAAGAGACGGCAACAUCAAUCGUCACAAUUUGCAGGGUCGCAUUACCAGCGUGUUACAGCUCUACGAGCACUGUCAGAAGAAACGAACCACCAUCAAUGUGCAAGGUGCCCUCAACAAUCGCCACUUCUACCACAUGUCGGAUGGAGAAGAACAAAGGCUGCGCGACCACCUGCUAGCUCAUCAUACAUGGACCGAUGAGAAAUCGGUCUAUAAAUGGUGUGAUAUGAGUUACAGCGAAGAGCUUCUGGACGCGAAUGUUCUUGAGAACGCUGAGAAAACCUUUGACGACUGGGUCAGUACACAAUGGACUAAAACACGGCAUUCUUUGUGA
Molecule: messenger RNA, 1329 nt
Organism: Exophiala bonariae
Lineage: Eukaryota; Fungi; Ascomycota; Eurotiomycetes; Chaetothyriales; Herpotrichiellaceae
Exons: 6
Coding region: 1-1329 (442 amino acids)
Molecular function (GO): monooxygenase activity; FAD binding
Source: RefSeq, a predicted model, not a curated record